This is a messenger RNA of Diaporthe batatas, 1485 nucleotides long. RefSeq lists its product as uncharacterized. The record is from RefSeq and is a predicted model, not a curated record. Lineage: Eukaryota; Fungi; Ascomycota; Sordariomycetes; Diaporthales; Diaporthaceae. The transcript is spliced from 2 exons. The coding region runs from base 446 to 913 and encodes 155 amino acids.
AGAAGCCCCACGAAACUUGCUCAAGACAAUGUGGCACCCAAGGAAACUUGCUCAAUAUCUUGAGGUUGUGGAAGUCUUGGCCACAAUGGCAUAUACGUGCUUGUGCCCCACCCAACCUUUUCCUGGGUGGACAAAAGGGUCCUCAGGGGUGCAACAAGCACGUUCUUCGCUUGGUGCGGACCAGUGCGCACCCGGAUGGCUGCCCGGAUUCAACCUGCCCGCAAACUGACCGCUCAAGUGUAGACUAAAAAGACAGAAGAACCGAGAUACUUGUACAUUUUGACCGCCAGGUCAUAAUUCCAAAAUUGAAACGAAAUCAUGACCCGGCCUUUUACUACCAAACCCCUGCAGUUGGAGAGGACAUACAUUGAGUCCAGGCUUUCCUUGAUCUUUGUCUCGAGGUCUGUCACAAGCAAAUCAUCAUUACUCCGCCAGAUCAGUCACGAUGUGUGGCGGAAGUGAGAGAGACCUACAGGACCCCAAACGCUACGGGGCUCUCGCUGUGGUCGAGGACAGCGGCGUCGCCCAGGAACCAGACCCAGCGAGCUUGGCCGGCCAGCUCCUUUUCUUCAACGCAAAUGACCACAGGAGCCCUGUGGCUACGCAUGUUCGAUUUACCCCAUCCAUAACCAGCUGCAUGCAUCACGACCUGAAUUUGACUAUCUUCUCAACCGGAGACUUGACAGUCCCCCGUGCCGAGUGCAAGGAACUGGAGAGCUUCACCAUUCCCAGACAUGGCAGCUCAGCCACACCGGUCGAGAAAAGGCUGGAGCAACAGCUCCUUCUCCAGGUCGGCGGUGAUGGCAUCAUCGGCAGGCGCAUCGCUGUAUCCUCUGCGAGCACUUCGUCUUCUUCCAUAGCCGAGGGAGUGGUGGGUUUCAAUUACGGGGCAAUACCUUUAUCUAAUUUAUAGUCCCUCUCAUCAAAGUCCAACAUUUCUCGGCGAGAGAUAUAGCGGUCGCCCACUGCGUGCCUCACCAUGUGUAUUCCAAGGCUAGACAGCCGGAAUGCCGCAACGCCUGUCACGACAGGAUACAUGGAGACAGGCCUGCCGACCUAAUUGAAUCAACUGAGAUGAAUUAUCCGCCACUUUACCAUUACGGGAGAGAAUGUUCUUGGAGUCAAGAUAUGCCUUUCCUCGCAGCCACCAUCAACGGACAUACUACCCAAGGGUACGAGAGCGCUCAUAAAACCUGAUCAACGUUUAAGGUCAACAUGAAGCAGGGUUCUAUAUCAAUUUGACCCUGGCAUCUGAAGAAAACCAUCGCUGAACGGAUGCCUACACACCUCGGCCGCAAAGAAGAUGCUCCUUCGUUCUGAUUUUAAUGUUCUCGGACGGGCUACAUAUGUAGACUACCAACAGUUAGACAAUCAGGGUGUCCAUAAUUAUAAGCCCAAGAAAGUAGAGCCUUACAGUAUUUAUCAUGCUCUAUGUUAAUAAAAUGUGGGCAUUUGGCAAAAGCCUCAGAAAAUACUGACAAAAAA